AUGGCGCUCGCGACCGGCACCUCCGCCUGCAGCGCGGCGCUGCCGCACGGCGCGGAGGACCUCUGGACCCGGGUCAUCGUGCGGAACACCUUCAUCGAUCUCGCGGAGGAGGCGCCCGACGGCCGCCGCCCCCGGGCCUCGUCCGCCCCGGCGCACGUGCGGGUGGCCCUCCCGGCAGGUGGCAAGCUCGGCCCCUCCUGGUUCGACCGCGUCGGGCCCGAGGAGGCGGAGGAGGACGCCUCCACCGAGAGCGGGGAGACGGCGUCCGUCACCGGCUCGGCGGUGGAGGUGGACGCCGUGUCGGUGGCGGACUCCGAGCAGGCCUGCUGCCGAGCCCAACCAGAUACGCGCUCGACCUCGGCGGCGUCCGACGACGGGGCGGAGGAGAUCCGCGAGCGCUGGGCGGACAUCUCCGGCGACGAGGGCCAGGAGUUCCGGGGCACGCCGCCGCCCCCGCGGGCCCCCCCGGGCACCUUCCUGGGCCUGCCCGUUGCCAGCGGCGGCCCGCCGUGCCGCGGCGCCCGCCUGAGCUCCUCCGCGAAGGCCUUCACGCCGGCGGCGCCGUCGGCGGCCACGCCGCCCGGCUCGCGCAAGUUUCGGCGCGAGGUGGAGGGCCUCGCGAACAAGGUCAAGCUCGCACUUGCGGGCUCCUGCGACAUCCUCGUCACGGCGGAGGCCGGCUACAGCCCGCAGGGCUGGUUCGUGUCCGUCAGCCUCUCGGGUCAGAACCUGCACAUGAGGGAGUGGCUGCUGACCCAGGCCAAGCAGGCGAUCUGCGGUGCACAGCUGAGGCACUCCCAGGUGAUAGGCCACUGCGCCCAGCCCUUCCAGCAGACGCCGCUGGGCUUCGCUGCCAGGCUUGGCAGCGUCCCGGACGAGGAGAAGGCCUGCUGGAACCUCCUUAAGCAUGGCUUUUGCCAGUACGGCGACUUCUGCCACUGGCAGCACCCCUCGGCGCAGACGGUGCUGAGCGUCAAGGUCAACGUGGUGGCGGAGCUGACUGCCGCGGCGGAGGCCUGA
Prorocentrum cordatum is the source of this 1020-nucleotide messenger RNA. The record is from the annotation of a GenBank genome assembly. Lineage: Eukaryota; Dinophyceae; Prorocentrales; Prorocentraceae.